AUGUCACGCACGUCGGACACGCUGUACCACAUGUGCGAUUCCGCAGCAUGGCAGAGGUGCUGUCAGGCCCCGGACCAGCCCUACUUCCCGCCCACGUACGAUGCUGAUGGGUUCACGCACCUCACUGCAGACCCCGCGCUGCUGCUCGGAGUGGCAAACCACUUCUACACGGACGUCGGCGGUGACUGGAUCGUCUUGUGCAUAGAUCCCAGCAAGCUGAAAGCGAAGGUCGUAUUCGAGGCCGCGGCGCCUGUGGGUGACAAGCCCGCCAAGGAGGGGGAGCAGCUCUUCCCGCACCUGUAUGGGGGCAUCGACGUCGCCGCGGUGUUCGACACGAUGAGGAUGGUCCGGGACCCCGCGGGACGCUUCCUGUCCAUCGAGGGCCUUUGA
Molecule: messenger RNA, 390 nt
Organism: Pedinophyceae sp. YPF-701
Lineage: Eukaryota; Viridiplantae; Chlorophyta; Pedinophyceae
Source: the annotation of a GenBank genome assembly